GUGGUUUACGACGUGUCGUUUCCCAGCAAACUAAGACGCGGCACGCCGUCUGUGUUGCAAUCCCCACCUUCUUAAUUUGCGCGUCGAAACGUCCCCUAUUUUUUCCACAAUAUACCCCAGAAAUAUAACUAUAAGACCCACCAGAUUCUGCCAAAACCCAUCAAUUUCAAUCCUCAUUCGCAGCAAAUUUCGAAAACCCAGAAAAACCCACUAGCAAAGUCGAAUCAAUAUCCUGUUUUCCAACAAACAAUACAAAAUCAUGAUGAAAGUUCCGAUUUUUGCCCUUGUGAUCUGCCUCCUCUUCGUCGCGUCGAAUGGGUACGGCGGCAUGCUCGGGGGAAGGAAGGAGAUCGAGAACGUGAAGACGAACAAGGAGGUUCAAGAGUUGGGGAGGUUUUCGGUAGAGGAGUACAACAGGCAGAGGGGUACCCAGAAGAUGGACGGCGGCGGAGAGCUUCAGUUCUUGGAGGUGGUGGAGGCGCAGAGCCAGGUGGUUUCCGGGCUCAAGUACUACCUCAAGGUGUCGGCGGUGAGGAAUGGGGUCCACAUGUUGUUCGAUUCGGAGGUGGUGGUGAAGCCGUGGCUCCGUUCCAAGCAAUUGCUCAACUUUGCCCCUCACGGUCGCAAAUGAUUGAUUCGAAUUUGGAUUCAAAAUGCUUGAUCUCGAAUCUGUGUUUUGUUUCUGGGUUUUUGUUUUGUUAUUUGUGUUGGGAAUCUGGGUUGUGUAAAAUAUGGAAUGUGUUCAUGCAGUUGUAUCAAUAAAUGGGGUCCGCUGUGAAUCCGUGAA
Molecule: messenger RNA, 787 nt
Organism: Pyrus x bretschneideri (Chinese white pear)
Lineage: Eukaryota; Viridiplantae; Streptophyta; Magnoliopsida; Rosales; Rosaceae
Product: cysteine proteinase inhibitor B
Exons: 1
Coding region: 260-631 (123 amino acids)
Molecular function (GO): cysteine-type endopeptidase inhibitor activity
Source: RefSeq, a predicted model, not a curated record